Galleria mellonella (greater wax moth) is the source of this 2651-nucleotide messenger RNA. Its product is annotated as prostatic acid phosphatase-like. NCBI's taxonomy places the organism in Eukaryota, Metazoa, Arthropoda, Insecta, Lepidoptera, Pyralidae. The transcript is spliced from 7 exons. Gene Ontology annotation, molecular function: phosphatase activity. The record is from RefSeq and is a predicted model, not a curated record. Gene Ontology annotation, biological process: dephosphorylation. The coding region runs from base 93 to 1244 and encodes 383 amino acids.
AAUACGACAAAAGUGUACUUUUUAUUCAGUAUUAAACUUGUGAAUAGUGUUGACAAUUUGUAAUUUGCAGUGAAGGAAUUACUAAAUACAAAAUGUACAAGUUGAUCUGUUUAUUAAUAUUGUUGACGAUCACUUGUGAGGUCAUGGUCGCUGAUGAUGUCACUGAUGGCACUGAGCUUGUCUUUUCACUAUUGGUCCAUCGUCACGGAGAUAGAACGCCUGUGGAAUCGACUUUGGUCUAUUCGAAUGACCGUAACACAUUAGAGAAACUCUCUGAACCUUAUGGAUACGGCCAGUUAACUGACGUGGGGAAAAGGCGUGCGUUUGAAUUGGGAAAAUACAUAAGUCGCCGAUACAGUGAACUGCUAGCUCCGCGGUACAAUGCUUCUGAGGUGUACAUCCGAUCCACUAAUUCCGCUCGCGCCAAGAUGACCAUCCUCACAGCUCUGGCUUCUAUCUACUAUCCUGUUAAAGGAAAUAAAUGGAGUGACAGCAUCAAUUGGGAACCAGUUCCUUAUACUACUGUACCUGCAAAAUAUGAUUUUAACCAAGGCGUUCUAAACUGCCCAACCUUCUCAACAUUUAGAUCAACUGCACUGCACGCUCCUAAUCCAGAAUUACAAGAACUAUAUGCUGAUAUUCUCGAUUUCUUAACCCAAAAGACUGGUAGGAACAUAAUAGAUAGACCUCAUCUGUCAACCGUUAUAUACGAUCUUUAUAUUUCUCAGCUAAGUUUAGGACACGCACUUGACGACGAAAUAGCGGCAGUUUUUGAUGAAGUUGAAGAACUGGCUCAUCUAGCAUUUGAUGCAGUGUACGGUCAUGAAGAAUACAAAAAGUUUGAGGCCGGUGUCCUUCUCAACGAAUUCUUCACUUAUUCAGAAAUGGCUAUCGCAGGAAACGACACACAAAGAUUGAGAAUAUAUUCCGCCCAUGACAUUAAUGUGUACGCUUUCCAAGCUGUCACAGAAGUUACAUCGAGACAGGGUGCACCCAAAUAUGCAGCAGCAUAUAGUUUAGAAGUUAGAAGAGUCACAGCAACUGGAAGAUUUGUUGUUCUGCCGGUAUACCUACCAUCACCGGGUGAAUCGGAAGUCUACUUGCAAGUCCAAGGCUGUGAUUUACUCUGCGACUAUGACCAGUUCGUGGAAAUAACCAGCAAGAACGCUCUGGACGAAGACACCUGGAGGACUGAGUGUGGAUUCACUAACGACCUUGUUAUUGACGAAUCUACGGUUGCUUAAUAGAAUCAUCGAAACUGUAUUGACAAAGUUUAAUCAUCAAAUAUAAUAUAAAUAAUAUAAUAAAAUUGUAAUUAGACAAUGUCAGCACAUAGAGGGAUAUUUAAAAAAAAUAUAUAUGAGGGAUCUUAAUGAGAAAUAAUAGAAUCAAAAUAAUACAUUUUAGAAAUUAGGUCCGCCUAUAUUUAAUUAUAAACUUUCGCGUUGUUUACACAUAUUUUUAAAUACCAAAACCUGAUUUUAACGCGAUGUUAAAGCGUUUACAAAUAAAUAGUACCUAUAUACCUGUUUCUUUAUUGCCAAUGUAUCGCCUGUAAAGGCUUUUACAUCGCGCUAAGAUGCCAGAUGUUGUUAACACUGCUCAGUGUCUCAUCUUUGCUGACGAUUUGAAGCUAUUCAUGGCUGUCGGAACUAUGGAAGACUAUAAAGCUUUACAGCGAGAUAUUGCAACGUUGAGAGCUUGCAGAGUUGAGACGGCAACUUUGUGGCAUGGACUGAGCAUAAUCAUUUGAAAUUCAAUAUUUCAAAGUGUAAAUGGACCACAUUCACGCGAUUUCGUGUUCCCCAUUCUUAUGUCUAUAGUAUAUCUAGUACGCUGCUUGAACGUGUGUCAUAAAUAACCGAUUUAGGCCUUAGGCUGGACACUGCUUUAACUUUUAAUAAUCACAUAACAAAUAUUUGUAGCCCUGCAUAUAAAUCGUUAGGCUUUGUGAUAAGACAGUCGGCACAGCUUCAUGAUAAAGAUGCAAUAUUAUAAUUAUAGUAAUUUGUACGAAGCAUUUUAGAAUUCAAUUAUUUGGAACCCAAAUAAAACAAAAUACAAGAUAAUGAUAGAAAGAGUUCAGAGGAAAUUUGCAAGCUUUCUAUAUAGUAAACUUUACGGCUACUAUCCUUAUCUGUACCCAUCGCUGUUCGUAUCCGGUAUGGUGAGUUUAGAACGCUCGAGGUAAGGCGAAAGUGCAAUUUGAUGGUGCACUAUUAUCGAUUGGUCAACGGCAGAAUAGACAAUUCUGCAACUCUCAGCCGUUGUUCUUUGUACGCACCCCAACGCUGGAUGCGAUUGCGUGCACGUUGAUUAUUAUCGGCACCGCCGGUUCGCACCUGUACUGCUCAGUUUGCUCCCACUUAUCAGGCUAUUUCUCUGCUCAACUCUCUACUUGCUUAGCAGCCAGAUAUUGAUAUAUUUAAUGACAAAUUAGAUAUAUUUUUUAAAUGAUGUUUAAAAUUUUUAGGUUUGUAAAAUGGCUCAAUACACAUUUCGGGAUAUUGUAAGUGCGAUGAGCAGUCUAUAAAUAAAUUAAUAAAUAAGUAAAUAAAUAGAUAAAAGUCCCGAUUGUGUAUUUAAAAAAUUAUGUCUGUCUGUAGGUAUGUAUGUUUAUUUCAGUUUUAUAUAAAAUCGACUGCACUAAA